Molecule: messenger RNA, 2853 nt
Organism: Penicillium subrubescens
Lineage: Eukaryota; Fungi; Ascomycota; Eurotiomycetes; Eurotiales; Aspergillaceae
Product: patatin-like phospholipase family protein
Exons: 4
Coding region: 1-2853 (950 amino acids)
Biological process (GO): arachidonate metabolic process
Cellular component (GO): membrane
Source: RefSeq, a predicted model, not a curated record
AUGCAGAAUACGAUAGAUAUCGGCUGGUUUGAUAUCGGUGUCCGAGAGGAUUCCAGUUUAGCUGUCCUAGAUCACGGUCGCCUGCCAAAUGUGGUCAACCAGUUGCCUGACCCCCAAAACCAGUACCCAUCGUUAUGUGUCUUUCUGGGCAGGCAAACUAAAGAUCACGCCCUUCAGCGGUUGUAUAACCAGAACAAUAUCAAGAGACAUGUUUCGAAAUCAAUGAUCCAGCUUAGAUACGAUGUCGCCUCCUUCGAAAGUCGAGAGCCCGUUCUUUUGGCGGACGGUGACAUUAUGGAGGGGGAACGCUUCCAUCCCAAAUUGAAACUCGACGCUGGAAUGGGCCAACCCGUGUCGUGGGAUAACUAUUCUGCGGGCAGACUGCUGCAAGUACUGUGGUCACGGCUUGUUUUUCUGUUCGCGGAUGUGGUAUGUAUUUUCAUUGAUGACACUUCAAAUAUGAGAAUGGUCGAGGAGUUCCUGGUUAACUGCAUGGAACUGGGUUCGGCAUCUUCCCUACCUAGGACACUUUUGCCGAGAUUGGUUGUUAUAUAUGGGACUGGAGCCACAAAUAAGAAUCUUGAAAGAUCAUUCGACAGCGUGUUCUACGAGUAUCUUCAAAAAAAUGGGUACAAAGACUUGUCUGAACUGUUCUCCAAGGUUUCCUUCAUUGGUCUACACAAGGGCGGUUUAUCAGAAACGGCGAACUAUCUGCGGAUCAAAGCCUAUAUCACCGACGAAGUAACGGAAAUAUCUUUCCUUCGACAGGUACAUCAUGCUCGUCCAAAUGCUACUCACUUUCAAGCGCUGUUCCAAUCAGCGUUUCACCAUACUCUCGACAACCGGAAUGCUUUCGAUGUGGUGAAAGCCACGCGAAGGGAUCGCCCGGUAAGUCCGAGCACGGAAUCAAACCUCGUACACUAUCUUGAGAUCGCCGAUCGCGCGCGCUUAUCUUCGGAUGAGUUAGCUCCAUCUAUUGCAUCGGCCCUUUUCAUGGAUCAUUACGUACCAGGAAUGUUUGCAACAAAUCCCCGUGAUGUUUUCGGAUCCCUGUACCGCAAGAUCCUGAUUCAGGCGCAUGGAAAAGUUCAAGAAACUUGGUCGGGCUUAUGCCCAGAAGAACAGACAAAUCUAAUCGAGAGACAUUUCUCUGAACAGUUCGACCUUUUCUCCGGAGGUUUGAUAAACGUGGCAGACCUACGAAAACAGCAACUCGAAUCUCAGAGCGGUCAACUAAGUUGUUUACGGAGUAAUCUCAUCUGUCUGUUCUGCCUCCUGCAUAGCGCGCAACAUGUUUUAGACUGCGGUCAUACAUUUUGCGAUCGCUGUGCCCAGGUCUAUGGCGAACCGGUGGCGGGGUUAGAGUACCAAUUUACGGUCACAGGCUGUCUUUACUGCCUCUACCGAAAGCCUCUCAUCGUGGAUGUUCUUCCACCAACCAUGAGCCCUUCUAUCCUUGCACUCGAUGGGGGAGGGGUCAGAGGCGUUAUACCUUUGGAAUACCUUCUUCUUGUGCAGGAGCAUUUGCAGCCUUCGACCAUCCACAAUGUGGUGGACCUCGCUAUCGGCACAAGCUCAGGGGGGCUUAUUGCUCUGGGAUUGUUUGCAAUGUUGUGGGAUGUUGCAGAAUGCUCCGAACGAUUCAAUACACUGGCGAACCAAAUUUUCAGGCAGAGACGACGGUCGAUUUUGCCCCCGCUGCUUUUCCACGUCUCGGGCUACAAGUCGCUACUAGGUGAACUGGUUAAAUGGAUUCAGUGGCUUCUACACGAUAGUUGUUAUGACUCUCAGGUCUUCGAUGCCGCUCUGAAGAGCGCGUUUGGAGAAAAUCGCCGUCUUUUUGGUGCUACACGGGAACGUCUUCCGGGUCAUAGACGGUCCGGUCUGAAGGUGGGAGUAAUUGCAACGAGUAUUUCUAGGGACACAAAUUUUGAGGGUGUUGGUUCCUUUCAGGAUGGUGGAUUGAAACACAACUUUGCUGGGGAGGUCGCGAGCCAGGUUUCUAACCAAAUAUGGCCCCUGUUCAUGGGAUCCAUACGGAUGAUAUCGAUGGGAACCGGAAAAGCCCCUUCAAAUGAGCAGAUCCCUCAUUUUCGCCACGUCUUUCGUGACAGUUUUAUUCGCAGGGGUUUCGACGCAUGGAUGUCUACAAUGGACACAGACACCGAGUGGAAGAAUUGGGUAGGGAGGCUGAGCGAGUCAGUCAGAGGUGACUGUCAUCGCUUAGAUGUCUCAUUGGCAAAUACACCACAGGCGAUUGACGCGGUGGGGGCCAUGAAUGAUUAUCGUGACCUUGUACUUCUCCAGCCCGGAAGCGCACGGAUGGCCCGGGACGCGGCAACCACGUUGUUGAUCUCUAGGUUCUUUCUCCAAAUUAGCUCGUUACCAGAGCAAACAAAUGUGCCGUUUUGGUGCCCCGGGUCAGUGCGUUGUAAAGGCCCAGCCCGAGAGAUCAUCCUUGCCUUGGAAAAUCUUUACCCAGAAGGCCUUAGUUAUGUCUCAGACGGCGGACUAAUUGAUGUAUUCGGGGGGAUGGACAGUCUAUGUGCUUCAUGUGGUUGUUACAAUCAUCCAAUCUCGUUCUUGACUCGCCAUUUGGACUAUACUGUUAAUGUCUACAUGCAGUCACAGACAAAGAAAAGGUGGAAAAUAUCUGGCUUUCCCGAAAGUGUGGCUACCUUUGCUUCGAGACAAGGUUUGCAGUCAUCAUUCGGCCACAGAGAUCAUGGUUCGCCAUGUCGCAAACCGUGCCCGGACUGUGAUGUCAACAAAAGUGUCACUAGAAACAAAAGAAGGGUCGCCGAAUCCUGGCAAUCCAGAGACCCCGGCUCUAGAAAACGCACCCAAGUUUGA